Molecule: messenger RNA, 1480 nt
Organism: Suncus etruscus (white-toothed pygmy shrew)
Lineage: Eukaryota; Metazoa; Chordata; Mammalia; Eulipotyphla; Soricidae
Product: zinc finger protein 474-like
Exons: 3
Coding region: 26-1375 (449 amino acids)
Source: RefSeq, a predicted model, not a curated record
GUCCUGGAGAAAGAUUUCUUUGUUAAUGGAAAGAGGAAAAGCAAAAAGGGUUUCCAACAAAUUGCAACAGACUUUCCACCAUUCUAAAGAACCCACCUUCCUUAUCACCCCUGAAUCCCAUGCUUGCAGUUUCCCCGAAACGGGCCACGUUCACUCCACCGAAAAAAUUAAGAAAACCCCUCCAAGAAAUAGACCUGGAACAGUGACACUUUCCAAAAGACCUAGUAGACGGAGGAUGUCGGAGAGCCAGCCCAGCCCCCCUGUCAUCCUAGCCCGAAGGCCUGCAUUCCUCAUCUGCUACAUUUGUGGCCGAGAGUUUGGGUCCCUGUCACUGGCCAUCCAUGAGCCCCAGUGCUUGGAAAAGUGGCGUAUUGAGAACAACAAGCUGCCCAAGCACCUGAGGCGGCCAGAACCUUCCAAACCCCAGCCCUUCAGUGGCAGUGGCGCCUACAGUCUGGAGGAAGCCAACGAGGCUGCCUUCCGGAGUUCCCAGGCUCAGCUGCUGCUCUGUGAAUUGUGUGGUCGGACCUUCUCGCCAGAUCGUUUUCUUGUCCACCAUAGAACCUGCAAGCCCAAGGAUGAGGGGUCCAGAACCCCGAAUGCCAACCGUGCUUCUGAUGCCAUUGGCCUCAAGAAAGUACCUAGUGGCAUCCCAGCCCGACCACGGACUCUCGUCUGCUACAUUUGUGGCAGGGAAUUUGGCACCCUGUCUCUUCCCAUUCACGAGCCCCAGUGCCUGGAAAAGUGGAAAGCAGAAAAUGACCGUCUCCCCAGAGAUCUCCGCCAGCCGCUCCCACAGAAACCUCAGUUCCUUCCAACUGGACCGUCUUCCCGAGAGUGGCCAAGUCCAGCUCAGCUGGUGCCCUGUCCAAAUUGUAACCGGACAUUUACCCCCGACCGUCUUUUGAUCCACCAGAGAGGUUGUCAAGCUCAACUUCACAGAACCAAACUUGCGAACUUGACAGGGAGUAGAGAGGGCCUAAAAGAGCCCACUAAAUCCAAGCAGCAAAGGAACUCGGUGCCUUCCACAGGGAAUAAUAAGCCAACAAUGAUUAGGCGUCCACCAACAGUUGUUUGCUAUAUUUGUGGUCGUGAAUAUGGAACAAAAUCUAUUGCCAUACAUGAGCCACAAUGUCUUAAAAAGUGGCAUAAUGAAAACAAUUUGCUGCCUAAAGAUCUAAGGAGACCAGAACCUAAAAAACCAGAAAUCAGAAUUAUUAAUGCGAAAGGGUUCUAUGAUCUUGAAGCCUUAAAUGAAGCAGCUUGGACAACAGCCCAGAGCCAGUUGGUUCCCUGUAAUAAUUGUGGGCGCACCUUCCUGCCAGACAGACUUAUUGUUCACCAAAGAUCCUGUAAACCAAAAGUCGCCAAGUAAAGCUCUUUCAACAACUGUGUUAGAGGAAUUAGAGUCUUUUGAAAAAGAUGGGGGGUGAUGAGUUGACUGGAACAAAGUUGGUUGAACUGGGAAAGCCAAUUUAAG